This is a messenger RNA of Salvelinus namaycush (lake trout), 1491 nucleotides long. RefSeq names its product ephrin-A5-like. Gene Ontology annotation, biological process: axon guidance; ephrin receptor signaling pathway; regulation of cell-cell adhesion. Gene Ontology annotation, molecular function: ephrin receptor binding. Lineage: Eukaryota; Metazoa; Chordata; Actinopteri; Salmoniformes; Salmonidae. The transcript is spliced from 5 exons. The coding region runs from base 747 to 1439 and encodes 230 amino acids. The record is from RefSeq and is a predicted model, not a curated record. Gene Ontology annotation, cellular component: external side of plasma membrane; plasma membrane.
AGCAGUGAGACAGAGUUACGUAUAAACGACUUCACUGCAGCCGGGGGUUGCUAUAUGGCUUUCCAAAGUUCCAUCUCUGAAAACGUUGACAUGUGACAGACUCGAGCUAAAGCGCGACAUUGCUUCUUUUCGUUUCUCAUUAUUGGACUUGGACCUACCCUCUGCGCUGUUGAUUCCCAGCGAACAGUCCUGACACGGAUCCAGCUCAGCGCAUGCCAUGACCUUACAGAGACUGCUGUAUUAGAUGGUCAUUCUAAUCAACGUUUUAUACAUCUGACUGCAUGUAUUAAUAUCCCUUUUUGUACAUUUGUGUGAAAAAAGUGUCUGCCCAAGGAGUGAUUUUUACGUAUCCUGGAGCCGUCAAAGCUGACGUCCCAUGAGCACAUAAAACUGGACCCGGACACUGAACCUGAGCGAGAUGCACUACACACAGCGACACUAGCAUUUGAUAACUUCACCUGCUACCGUCGACCAUUAAUUUUAACCAAGUGACCAGCAAGGCGUCAUCUAUAUCGCAGGUUGCGCUAUCAAAGCCCUUCGCACGUAGGGGUGUAGGAGACAGCGAUAUUCUGUUGUAUUGAAUUGUCCUGCCUAUUUCUGUCAUCCAUAAACUGCGACAGAGGAAAGAAAAGGCACACAAAUGUAAAGGAAAGAAGGCAUCUCUCCAGCUGAAGUGUACCUAGAACUGACAGAUCGUGCAGUCACCCCGCAUCGAAGAGGAAUACGUGCCGAACUUUGCUGUUGUGAUGUUGAAAGUGGAGAUGGUGCUAUUUGUCUUUCUGGUGCUAUGGAUGUGUGUAUUCAGCCAGGAGCCCAGCUCCAAGGUGGUGGCCGACCGGUAUGCCGUCUUCUGGAACCGAACCAACCCCAGGUUCCACCGUGGAGACUACCACAUUGACGUGUGUAUAAACGACUACCUGGACGUGUUCUGUCCCCACUAUGAAGACACGGUGCCGGAGGAGCGGACGGAGCGUUACGUCCUCUACAUGGUCAACUACGACGGCUACAGUACGUGUGACCACACCGCCAAGGGCUUCAAACGCUGGGAGUGUAACAGGCCUCACUCCCCCAAUGGACCACUCAAGUUCUCCGAGAAGUUCCAGCUCUUCACCCCCUUCUCUCUGGGCUUCGAGUUCAGACCGGGCAGAGAGUACUACUACAUCUCCUCCACCAUCGCCGAGAACGGACGAAGAACAUGCCUGAAACUCAAAGUCUUUGUCCGACCAUCAAACAGCUGUGUGAAAACUAUAGGUGUACAUGACCGUGUUUUUGACGUAAACGACAAAGUAGACAAUUCAUUAGAACCCCGAGAUGAUACAAGUCAUGAGUCUGCCGAACCGUCCAGGAGUGACGCCACAAGCGCAGCCUCACACCUGCGGAUAGCCAGUCCACUGCUGGCUGCACUGCUAAUCUGCUUAGCAACACUCUUCACCUUAUAGCGCCUCCAGCCCCCCUGUACUGGAGGGGAAUUACACCCUGUGCGGCCUGAAU